Molecule: messenger RNA, 2232 nt
Organism: Dentiscutata erythropus
Lineage: Eukaryota; Fungi; Glomeromycota; Glomeromycetes; Diversisporales; Gigasporaceae
Source: the annotation of a GenBank genome assembly
AUGGAAACGAUUACUGCCACGAUUGUUCGAUAUUCUUUUGUGACAAAGCAACCUGCCUCUAUAGUUUUUCAUUUGGCAUUUCCAUUUUUUGAACUUAAUUUGAUCUUAUCUAACUGGGAAACGAAUCCAAAUAUAAAUCGUAAAAACUUUAUAUUUAACACUCUGUUUCCUAAUAUUACCACUGGAGAUUCAAAAUCAUAUUCAACUGAUCGAUAUAUAUCAAAUAAUGUUACGUCGUGGAUUCGAAAUUGGUUAUCUUAUGCGCACUCUCAGUAUGAGAUUGUGCCAUCCCUUAUAGACGAAAAUAUUACAAUAUCUUUAAACGAUAAUUUAUGUGAUACACUUGAACAAUGUUCACAACAAUGUAUAUUAAUUGAUCAUAUAGAAUCUGCGCAUAUUUUACGCGAAUCUUCUAUGAUAAAUUCUACAAAAGAAAUUGAAUAUUCACGUUUUAAAGAACUUUUUUAUGAUGACGAAAUAGAGUGUAAUAAAAAUAUUUGUCUUCAAGAAACUUUAUAUUCUUCAGCGUUACCAGAGCAACGCAUUGAAUCACAAAACAUUGAUAAUGAAAUCGAUACAUGUUCCAAAUUUUAUUCGGCGGUAGAACAGCAAGACGAAUUUGUUGGAGUUGUGAAUUCUCCAACAAAAUCCUUGGAACCAUCUCUUGAAAAAUCUUGCAAUAUUGAAUCAUCUAACAACAUUUCACAUGACAUGCAACAAAUAGAAGAAACUUCGGAAACUUCACAAAUGACACAAUCAGUUUCAAGUAUUAUGUCACAAGAAUGUGAAAAAAUAGAAAACAACGGUGAACGAUGUCUUUUGGAUAAUUCUCUAUAUGUAACUGUUGUCCCUGAAGUUAUACAUAUAGAACGUGCUCCAGCAUCUCUCGCUGACCUGCCUCUUGACAUUUUCAUCGAAAUAUGUUACCAUCUAUCACCAAACUCCCUCUUCGCGCUUAUUGGUGUGUGUAAGCAAUUUAGAAAUUGGUUACGUUCAAGUUCAUCGCAUAUCACCACUGACAUUUGGCGAACUUCUCGAACAAAAUUUAUCUCUUAUUUACCAAGACCACCGCCCGUUGGCAUAGAUGAAAUUACCUAUAUUAAGUUGGCUAUGCUAGAACGUGGUUGUCAAUAUUGUGGUGCAAAAACAGAAACCCCUAAAGUAUAUUGGGCUUUUCGUGUACGCUGUUGUUCUACUUGUCUAAGAAAAAGAAUUACCACUCCUGACAAUCUUCCUCAUUGGGCAAAAACACCAAUUGAUAUCACAACAGUCGUACCUUAUGAAAACGUUCCUGUUCUUAAUUCUACUACUGGUGCAAAAAUUAUAGCUUAUUUAAAUUCUCAUCUAGAAUCAGCACGUCGUGAAUUCAUAUCGACACCACCAAAACAUCGAGCUAACUGGAUUCAAAAGAAAAAAACCAUGGUUGCUCAAAUCUUAACAAAUGUUCAGAAACGUGAAAGGCUUGAUGAAUUAUAUCUUCGUAAGAAAUCAUUAGAAGAUAUGAGAACAUUUAAAAUGUUAAUUGAAGAAUUUAAACAAACAAAGGAUGAAAAAGGUCUAAAACCUUAUAAAGAAAAAUAUAUAGUUCAAUUACCUUCUUAUAUUGAAGCAAAAGAAGUAUAUAGAAUUCCUUUCAUGACAAAUCCAUGGCCAACAUUCGUUUUAAGAUUGAAAAAUGAAUAUACUGAUUUAAUGAAGAAAACUGUGAGACUUGAACAAAUCACAAACGCGAUUUUAUCUCUUAUCACUUCUUACGACACACUUUCCUGUGCUAUAAAUAUGCCCCCAGGUUCUGGUUAUCAAAUUUAUAUAUCUGAUCCUGUUAUCGAUUGUCUUCACUGGUGCCCUUCGUUUUGUAAUCCACCAUUUGUUAACAAUGACCCAUUAAUUCCAUGGACUGAUGAAUUUUUAAUUCAAACAUUAAUUCCGAGACUUCGUAAAGAAGCCCGUAGAUUAGUUAAAAAAUCUAAAGUUAAUCGACCUGGACCUUUCACAACUGUUAAAGGAUGUAUCAAUUUGGCAGCUAAACAAUUUGAUGAUGAAGACAAAGAGUUAUUCGUUUGUAAACUUUGUUGGAAGUCAUCUAAAAGGUUACACAGCUAUGAUGCUAUUUGUAGGCACCUUACCAGCGGAUGUCAUUCUAUUGGAAGAGUUGAUAAUGAAAGGAUGAUUGAAGUUGACAAAGAUGUGGUUAAAAAAGUUUUGCCAAAUUGGUUCGCUAGUAUAAUUUAA